AUGCUCGGCCAAACGGCUUUGUUAGGCCUUGCAAUCGGAUAUGCUCAAGCAGUGAGCCAUACUGUGCCAUCCUCACUGCCACCAAAUGCGUCUCUCAAGCUGACCAAGGCUCCGAUUGGAGUGUCAACAAUGCUUGGAAAACUUUCAACAUUUGACCGGGACAUGGCCGCCGUUGCGAAUCGGAGGAACGACUCAGACGUAGACUGCUACGUCGCUGAUCCUAAGGACGCACCUGUCUCGGUCAGAUACGGUCCAUCAUUCAUUACCUUCGCCGACAAAUACAAGGGCAGCGUGAUCUUUGGUCUAAAUCGACGCCUGAACCAGCUCGAAAACACCAUCUCGGCAGCCAAAAAUGCAGUCGCCAACAUCAGCAACCUAAUAGCCAUUCAACUCGCAAACGAAGCAAACCUCUUCAACUCCACCGACCCAAUCAACACCAACGGCGGAAAGUGGACCGCAUCAGACGACAUCUCCUCCCAAACCUCGUGGCAAUCCUCCGUCGGCACCGCACUCAGCAAAACCUCAAUCUUCUCGGCAGGUGUCUACUUCUCAGGGAAAGUUUAUUGUCGCUGCUAGUGAGGCUUUAUUGGUAUAUCUUGGAAAGCAGCCGAUUGUUCGUGCGUUUUCCACAUCUAUCAUACGCCAACCAGCAAGGUCUCUUUAAUAUAUUUCCGAACAGACUUUCGAAUGGUGUCGGUACCUGCACCGUCGAAAUGGACCAAUCCGUGGAGAGAAAUGGCCAGCCGGAUGCUUAUGGUCGUCAGCACUAUAUUUGCUGGCCAGGACCACGACCAUGCUGCGUUUCGGAAUGUUCUGAUUGCCUUUCGUCUUGCGGUGCUAAUCAGAAGUGAGUUGUUCUCGAAAGGGUUUCUCGUCUCGUCGCGCACCAAAGUUUCCAGAAGCUUUCCGGCGCGGUUCAAGCAUCUCGAUCAAUGAAUCAAGCUGGGGUUGCCGCAUCGGAUGGCGGAGAGACACAGGUCAGGUGUUGAAGUCGCGCGGUAGCUUUUGUCGCCAUUGCGAAUAAUGGCCUGCUGCCGGCGUGUCCGACGUCGAAUGUAACUUGUGUAAGCUGGCACGGUUGGGGUGAUUGUUCUGGUGUGGCAGAGAGGGCACGCACGUUUCAGGGGCGCGGCGAGAUCGACGAGCACGUGUGGAAGCGUGUCUGCUGCCGCGCAUGUGCUUACGAUACUCAGGCAGAAGGGGGUGGGAGCGGUGGUUGUGACGGCGAGGUGUGUCGAAUAGUGCUACUCAUACAGCUCGUGCAAACACCGUCCAACAAGUCAUGUGCACGCG
This is a messenger RNA of Pseudocercospora fijiensis CIRAD86, 1293 nucleotides long. RefSeq names its product glycoside hydrolase family 79 protein. Bases 1 to 576 code for a protein of 191 amino acids. The record is from RefSeq and is a predicted model, not a curated record. The transcript has 4 exons. NCBI's taxonomy places the organism in Eukaryota, Fungi, Ascomycota, Dothideomycetes, Mycosphaerellales, Mycosphaerellaceae.